AUGAGUCUCAAGAAUCAAAUGAGUAUUAUUAAGAAUAAGAGCCAAUUGUCUCUUUCGAGUGCGGAUUCGUUGACAGAACUCUCUCCUGAAACCAGUGAUGACUCCAUGAAGAGCUUAAUGGGCGACGACUGGACUAACCGGCAGUUCAUUGAGGCCGUGACCACUGGAAUCCAAAAAAUUACAGAAUUCUUGAAUAAUUUCGACAAGUCGUGCAAAUCUAAAUUGGCUGCACUUAACCAAAGAUUAACCAAAAUGGAGAAAGCAAUCACUUUUCUGGAGACCUAUUACUCCAAUCCUCAAAGUAUUGAUAGAUUACGAGAAUCGCAGAAACAAGAGGCUUAAACUGAUGGCACAAAAUACUUGUAAAUAUUCGUUGCAUCUGAAGAGGUAUGGAAAUUGUGGCAUAACUUAUCAUU
Molecule: messenger RNA, 416 nt
Organism: Oppiella nova
Lineage: Eukaryota; Metazoa; Arthropoda; Arachnida; Sarcoptiformes; Oppiidae
Source: the annotation of a GenBank genome assembly